Molecule: messenger RNA, 2958 nt
Organism: Oncorhynchus masou masou (cherry salmon)
Lineage: Eukaryota; Metazoa; Chordata; Actinopteri; Salmoniformes; Salmonidae
Gene: muc13b
Product: mucin 13b, cell surface associated
Exons: 12
Coding region: 141-2075 (644 amino acids)
Source: RefSeq, a predicted model, not a curated record
AGCCAUUAGUAUUCACACAAGGAGGAAGACUACCUGGCGACGCACCUAGAACACGUCGUAUUGAUCGCCUGUCUCUGUUUUUUUUUGGCCAGAAGAAAGUUUUUCCCUUUAUAUUAAUUUGAUUUCAUGAGCUGAGCAAGAUGUUCGUCGUUAGACUUAUUCUUGCAGUGGCCGUUUUCGGACAGAUAACAACUACUGAGGCUCCCACGUCUACAUUGGCUCCCACGUCUACUGCGACUCCCACGUCUACUGCAACUCCCACGUCUACUGCGGCUCCCACGUCUACUGCGGCUCCCACGUCUACUGCGACUCCCACGUCUACUGCAACUCCCACGUCUACUGCGGCUCCCACGUCUACUGCGGCUCCCACGUCUACUGCAACUCCCACGUCUACUGCGGCUCCCACGUCUACUGCUGCUCCCACGUCUACUGCGGCUCCCACGUCUACUGCGGCUCCCACGUCUACUGCGACUCCCACGUCUACUGCGGCUCCCACGUCUACUGCGGCUCCCCCGUCUACUGCGGCUCCUCCGUCUACUGCGGCUCCCCCAUCUACUGCGGUUCCUCCGUCUACUGCGGCUCCCCCAUCUACUGCGGUUCCUCCGUCUACUGCGGCUCCCCCAUCUACUGCGGCACCAACACCAACACCGGAGGCCACUACAACACCAUCAAAAUCAGAUCCCUGUGCCACAAACCCAUGCAAAGGUGGCAGCAGUUGUCAGCCAGGCUAUGACUCCCACUUCACCUGUCUCUGUCUGACUGGCCAAAAAUACUCUGAGGUUCGAAAGCAAUGUGAGGAAGCCAAGGUCUUCCCAGGAUCUCUGACCCUGCCCAGUAUGACCUUCAACGAUGACAUGACCAACCCACAAUCAGAAACUUUCAACUCAUCAGCUGACACGUUAAUUACGAUGAUGAGGAAUGUUUUCCAGAGUCACAUUGACUACAUUGAUUCCACAGUGCUGAAUUUCAGCAAAAUGGCUAAGGGUCCGGCCCGUACCAUCUGGUCACUCAAGUCAGGAGGUGUCAACGUGGCCAUGGAGAACAAUUUUAAACUCGACUCCCUCAUCACAGAAGUCGUCAUCAAUGGAACGAUACAGGGUGCUAUUGUAAACUGUGACAAAAUGCGUUCCGGGUGUUUAGAUCAUAUACUUAAAAAUGCAGCAUACAAAGGAACCGAUCUGUGUGAUUCGUAUCGGAAACCUUGUAACGACGCGUCAACUACUUGUACUUCUGACAGUGGUAGACCUAAAUGUACUUGUCGGGACAAUUACGUGAAAUCGGAAUACUCUAUCAGAACAUGCAAAGCUUGUGAAAGUGGGAAGAAAGCAGAGGACGGUGUGUGUAACGAUUGUUCAUUUGGUUAUUCGGGUUUAAACUGCAAUGAAUCAUGGGAGUUGAUUCUGGUGAUUGUCGGGACUGUUCUUGGUGCGCUGCUACUCAUCACACUAAUCAUGCUGCCAGUAGUUGCACGCAAGACGUCCAAGAAGAGCUCCUCCAAGAAGUCCUCGAAGAACGCUGAGGUUCCUACCUACACCAGCCCCUAUACCGCCAAGGACUUCAGGGCAUCGGCCUUAACCAAUGGGGGGGUGACCAAUGUCAGUUCAGGUUUUGCGGGCGUACCCAAGAUCCCCCGGGCCAUGCCCAACAACAACAGCUGGGACCGUGGCAGCAACCUGGAGAUGACGGAGAGCGGUAGCAGACAGGCACUGGUGACCAGGGGAGACAAAGGAGGGAUUGGCAGCUACCAGAACCCUGAUGACACAAGGAGCUUCAACAACAGGAACCCCUACCAGAGCGGAGGUCAGUGCAACAACUCCUACCAGAGCGGAGGUCAGGGCAACAACCCCUACCAGAGCGGAGGUCAGGGCAGCAACCCCUACCAGAGCGGAGGUCAGAGCAACAACGCCUACCAGAGCGGAGGUCAGGACAACAACCCCUACCAAAGCGGAGGUCAGGGCAACAACGCCUACCAGAGCGGAGGUCAGGGCAGCAACCCCUACCAGAGCGGAGGUCAGGGCAACAACCCCUACCAGAGCGGAGGUCAGGGCAACAACCCCUACCAGAGCAGAGGCUAGGACAACCCUUACUUUACACACGACAAUGGAAGAAGAAACUGAAGACCCACUGGAACAGUCAAUAAGGAUACCAUUUUCUUCAGAACACAAAUGCUUAGAAAUCAGAAACCAAUAACAAUGGUUUUUAAAUAGUCCUACUUGUGAUUCUGCCUAUGUUCUACUCAACUUUUAUGCAGUGUGUAUCAAUCUUUUUUUUGUUGUACAAUAAAUGAUAGUUGAGGUGCAGUGUCCAUUCUGUCCAAGAGUGGGCGGUGUAUCCAAGCUCCUGAAAUGUAUGAAGGCUACUAAUGUAUUGUCGCUCAGUUUUCCUUAUGUUUUUAAAUAUUAGUUAAAUCCAUUCUCAUGCCCUGAUUGUAUUGUAUAACUGUAAUGAAUGUGUUUUUUCUAAUAUCAAUCCAAUACUGUAUUCAUGUGUGAUACAUGAGGGCUUAGUCUGUGACUCAUGCAAAUCUUACGUUAAUGCCAAUGCAAGAUGUUAUAACAUGAAAGGCCCAAGUUUUAUGUGUUAAAUCAUCAUUAUAUUAUGAUUGCAUGGGUCUGUCAUUUUAAAUGCUUCUUGUUAAUUUAUUUGAAUAUGGACGAACCAAGUUAAAUUGAUGUUAGGGGAAUUUAUUGGUGUGGUUCGCCAUUAUCUAUUUGAUCUCUUGUACAUCUACAUCGGGGUUUAGAAAUAGCAAAUAAUGCCUUUUAUCCUUAAUGUGCCAUCUUAAUACAUAUUGUAUAUGUAAAAUAAAUAUAGUCAAAUAUAAAUAAACAGAAUGUGUGUAAAAUUGUUCAAUGAUACACACAGUUCAGUAUGAUGACUUUUACACAAUACAUUUUGUAAAUGAGACUGGCUUCUCGUUGGAAUAAAGAAAAGGAAAAUAAAUCAAUGAAUUUACAA